AUGGGUAUCCCUGGAAAUCUUACUAUCUUCUAUGCUUUUGUCAAAGCCAUCAGCCAGCAAAAUAUUACACCCAGUGAAAUCAUCUUGGGUAAACUUGCCUUUGCCAAUCUUCUGGUAAUUCUGACAAGGGGUGUCCCCCUCACUCUCCAAACUAUUGGAGUCUAUACCAUGUAUGAUGGUUUGAGUUGUGGCAUUAUUCUGUACUUGUAUUGUGUCAGCAGAGCCAUGAGUAUCUUCGUAACAUCCAUGUUGGGCUGCUUCCAGUGUCUCUUAAUUAUUCCCUGUACCCUCAGGUGUUUGUGGCUAAAACAUAGUAUCCUUGAAAAACACCCUUCCAUCAUGAUUUCUCUUUGGUGUUUUAACCUGUUGGUCUGCUGUACCAGUUUGCUUUAUGCUGUGCCUCGGAUUGGUACCAACUGUACCAAGGAAGAGAAUACUGUAGUGUAUGACUUCUGCUGUGUGGUAUUCCCUAGCCAACUCUUGUACUUUGGAAAUGGAUUGGUUUUUGUUGCCCGAGAUAUGUUCUUCUUGGGAUUGAUGACCUUUUCUAGUGGCUACCUGUUCUAUGUUCUGCAUCAACGUGGGAAACUGAUGAAAUGUUUGCCUGGGCUUCAAAUGAAGCGUGCAGAGAUCCAAGCAGCUAAAUCAGUCAUGGGCUUGCUCACUGCAUAUCUGCUCAGCUUUGGAUUGGAUAGCAUCUUUUGGAUGGUCAAUCUCUGUGUGUCUCCAGUCUCCCUAAGAUUUGCAGAUGCACGUAUGUUCUUUGAUUCCUGCUUUUCAGCCAUGAGCCCAGUUCUGAUCAUCCUAACAAACAGAAAGAUUCAGGCAAGCAUAAGGUGUGACUCCAAAAAAAGGCAAAGAUGA
Messenger RNA from Sceloporus undulatus (fence lizard), 864 nucleotides. Its product is annotated as olfactory receptor class A-like protein 1. Gene Ontology annotation, molecular function: pheromone receptor activity. Gene Ontology annotation, cellular component: membrane. The record is from RefSeq and is a predicted model, not a curated record. Bases 1 to 864 code for a protein of 287 amino acids. The transcript has a single exon. Gene Ontology annotation, biological process: G protein-coupled receptor signaling pathway. Lineage: Eukaryota; Metazoa; Chordata; Lepidosauria; Squamata; Phrynosomatidae.